GAAGAUUUUGGAUGUCGUGCAUUGAAUUCACCUGUUUAUGGCCGCCGCCUGUGAAUUUCUAGAGUAGUAUAAUUCCUUAUUUUUUUACGUGUGAAUACUCAGAGAAUAUAGACUUUCUAUCAUAUAGGUUUGAUGAAACCUUAGAAAUUAAAAUGGAAUAUAAAGCGAAGAAACGGGUACGGGAGGUAAAACGAAAAGCCAGACCAGAGCUCAACGAUAAAGGAUCAUGGACCCAAUUAGGAUACUCUUCCAAAUUUGAUACUUUCAAAUCCGUUAACGACAAUGUGGAAAGAAUACACGUUAACAAAGUAAGCACAACUGAGUUUAUAGAGAAAUUUGAAAAGCCCUACAAACCUGUCGUAAUAGUUGGCUGUCAAGAUAAUUGGAAAGCAACGCAUAAAUGGACUUUAGAUAGGCUAGGUAAAAAGUAUCGCAAUCAGAAGUUCAAGUGCGGCGAAGACAAUCAAGGCUACAGUGUAAAAAUGAAAAUGAAGUAUUUUAUAGAUUACAUGAUGACCACUGAAGAUGACAGCCCGCUCUAUAUAUUCGACAGUAGCUUUGGAGAGCACAUACGUCGGAAAAAACUGCUAGAAGACUACAAUGUUCCUGUCUACUUCAGAGAUGAUUUAUUCCAGUACGCUGGUGAAGAGCGGCGACCGCCCUACAGGUGGUUUGUGAUGGGACCGGCCAGGUCGGGCACUGGCAUCCACAUCGAUCCCCUAGGAACCAGUGCCUGGAAUGCGCUCAUCUCCGGACACAAAAGAUGGUGUUUGUUUCCUACACAUACUCCCAAAGAGAUAAUCAAGGUGUCUUCUGCUGACGGUGGCAAGCAGAGGGAUGAAGCCAUCACUUGGUUCAACGUCAUCUACCCUCGCACUCAGCUUCCUUCCUGGCCUCAAGACUGUAAGCCGGUGGAAAUACUGCAAAAGCCUGGCGAAACAGUGUUCGUGCCCGGCGGUUGGUGGCAUGUGGUUCUCAACUUGGAUGAGACGGUGGCUGUCACUCAGAACUUCUGCAGUCGUACCAACUUCCCGGUCGUGUGGCACAAAACAGUGCGCGGCCGACCCAAGCUGUCUCGCAAAUGGCUGCGUCGUUUGAAAACGAAAGUGCCAGACCUAGCCAGUGUGGCCGAACAAGUUGACAUGAGCCAGUCGACCGGCGUGGCAAGUGACAGCUCCACUUGCUCGAGCUCCAGCUCCAGUGAGUCCAGUGACACUUCCCUCUCCCAAAGUGAUUCUGACAGUGGACAAGAAUCUCUGUCUGCUCAUAAAAAACGUCGAAAGUUAUCGAAUUCUCCAAAGUACGCAUCGUAACACUGUGAUACAACGAGCAAUAUUGAUCUGGAAUAAUGGUCAGUCUUGAAUAAUUAUCUUCUACCAAAGAGGAGUUACCUAUGAUCUAUAAAUCGUCGCAACGGUUGAGGUAUGUCAUGUGUUACACAAUUAAUCGAAUUUAAUGAUAAUAUAAUGAAUUAAUUAUAAUUCUAGUUGCUAUCAAGGCACUAUUUCAAGAAGCAAAUCUUCAUUGAAAGUGAACAAUAGAUUCGGUCGUUUGUAAGUCAUGUCUAUAUGAAGUAUUCAAAUGUCUUGUGAAAUCACAAUUAUAAUACCUAUCUAACUAAUUCAAAUUGUGAGACAUGAGUAUUUUAACUUGAUAAUUGCGAGGAAAUUAUCAGCCUGUAAUGUACAAGAUUUGAACGAAAAAUCGGAAUUACAGUAAUUAAAUUAAAUCAGGGUCUUUUACCGAUUAUGAGACCAAUUUUAAUAGCUGUAAAUACUGUACUUGAAUAUUAAUAUACUACAGUAUUUUCUCCUUUAAUAGUUUUAUAAUUAAAUUGUUUGAUGUAAGUUACGGUUGGUAUAUUGUAAUAUCAUUUAACGAAAAUCCUCUUAGCACUAUUAAAAUUCGUUCCAUUUUAGUUUUAUAAUGACUUUAUUCUUAGUCUAAUGACUUUAUAUAUUAAGUCCAUAUAUUAUAAGAACUUAUAUUUCUUGGAAAUGAUUAAGAGUUUUAUUAUAUCUUUAUUAGGCUGCAAAAUACUUGAAAAAUAAAAUAAAUACUUUACUUAAUAAAAACUUAACUAAAGAAAAUAAAUAAUCCCACUAGCUAACACUCCAUUAUUAGUUUCCUCCAGUAUUCAUGGAUAGCAAAUCUUUCUGACAAUUUCAAUUUGGUUUAGAUUAUUAUUCGGCUCUCCUUAACAAAACUCCAUUAAUUACUUUUCUUCGAGAAACUUCUCUUUAAUUUUACUUUUUUAUAUAAUUGGACAAAUAGACCCAUAUUCAUAAGAAAUAUUAUUGUUUAAAAUAAUGUAUUUAAACAUUGAAUAAUUCUAAGAGAUUUGUUGUUUCUACUCAACACAAUACUUUCAACUACUAACUCCCUUAUUAUUUUGGAAUACCAUUAGUAGGUCACAGAUCGUCUUUUUCUUAUUGAUUCUAUGAUAAUUAUAUUUUGAAACUUGAUUUUCACAAGGACUCACAUUCAUUUGAAUUAUUUUGGAUAAAUAGUGUAAAUGUACUAUACAUUAUUCAUUGUAGUUGAUUUAAAGUAUAUUUUCUAAAAAAUAAAUAUUAAGUUGGGAAUAUACAACUUGAAUGUUAAUGAAAGGCAAGUGACCAUUACAAGAUAGUAUGUUUACAAUUUUAACCAUAUUUUUUCAAAAUCAUUUUAUAAUUUCCCGGAAUUGUUGAUAUUUUCAAUAUUGUAAUUUUCUUUAUUAUUUACUCAUUUUUCUCAUAUCCCAUUAGCAGGUUUAUCAUGAAUCUACUCUGCUCCGGUGAAUAGAUCUUCGCCAUAUUUGAAUAUGAUUGAAACAUAGUAUCUAUUUCAAUAAAUAUUAUUAGAAUAUCCCGGAGGCCUUCGAGUAUAGUUUUUGCUCCUAGAGCUUAAACAAACAUCAACACAAAAUUAACAUUUCCUACCUUGAUAGUAAUCUUUAAUAAAUUGAAUUUUCUUUCAAGACCUAAAAAAUGCUAAUAUAUUUUAUUAACAAUAAAAAAAUCAUUCCUAUCUUAACUAUUUGAAACUUAUUUAAUAGCAAUACCACUUCCUCAAGUUUUCAAAUUUCCCUCAAUAGAUUCCUAUAUCUGAUAGAGAGUCUGAGUCUGAUAAAAAAAACUUAUUUAAUAGCAAUACCACUUCCUCAAGUUUUCAAAUUUCCCUCAAUAGAUUCCUAUAUCUGAUAGAGAGUCUGAGUCUGAUAGCUUGAUAAAGGGGUUUCAAUUAGCCUGUUUUUGGACUUGCGAAAGUAGCUGUUAUUAUUUUAUACCUUUUUUGUACUUUAAUUCAAAUUAAUUUGAGGAUCAGCGCACAUUAUUUAUGUUUGCUUGGAAGUUCAUGCUAUUUUUUCAAGAUUAGUCCUAAGUGUGUUAUCCAUUCAUCACUUAUUUUUAAACUAUCCAAUGUCAAACAACCUUUUGAUGUAGUAUUUUUUAGAUCAUAAUGAGAGGGAUUUUGGUUCAUAAAUUAUAACUAAUCAUGUAUAAGAUACUAGUAUAAUCAUAUUUGAGGAAUUCCAAAUAAAGUAACCAGUAGCAAUUGAAGUAUAUUGUGUUUGUUGUAAGUAUAGUAUUAUAUUAUGUGAUUUUGACUGAAUCUCCUCUUUGAACCACCAAUUUUCAAUUCAUGUUUUAUUUUUCAUAUAAAACGGGAAAUCUUAUUCAAUUGAAAGAGCCACUUAUGGAAGCGGAAAAAUUACAGGUUGGUUUGCAAAUCUUGAAUGAAAAAAUUUAUUGCCCUAUAAAGGAGUCUGAAGGUGCGUACAGUCUUAACCGCCACGAACACGUGCAUUUCGCACGAGAAACGAAAAGCGCUUGUUCGUGGCGAUUGAGUCUGUACGCAGCUUUCUAAACCGUUAUUGAAUAAAGAUUAGACCUAAAUUUGAUUACCGCAGCAGAGCAUCAUUUCUUUCAUAACUUUCAAGAAAAUCUUCAUCUUGUCAAAUUGUCAAAAAUUUAUCUGGAAAACAAUGUGUCUUGGAAUUUUUGAUUGAAGUAAUUUAAUCCUUGGCUCAUGAUUGCUUUUGCAUUACAACCAACAGUUGUACUUAUUGAGUUUCUUUUUUCCUUGUUUAAUAGAUUUCAAUUUCUUACUUCGUUUGUUUGCCAGGGCGUAUUCAACAGAUUUUUUUGUAAUUCAUGAUUUUACCUGCUAAGGAUUCUUUGACAUAGAAGUUGGUUAAUUCAUAACUAAUCUAAUUCUUAUCAAAUUCAACGCAAAAUAACUAAAAUCCAAUGAACUUAAUUGUAGAGUACAGUAAUAAUUAACAAUGAGGGGUAAACCAAAGUAGUUCAUUUUUUAUAGGGUAUUAUCAUAUUAUCUUGAGGAUAUGGACUCUUUUUGAGAAGUAAUUAAUUCCCUUGUGGAAAAUUUCUUACGUGACUGCAUUGUAAAAUACAGGGUUGAGAAUGUUAUGUACUGGAUAGCAGAUG
Molecule: messenger RNA, 4433 nt
Organism: Nilaparvata lugens (brown planthopper)
Lineage: Eukaryota; Metazoa; Arthropoda; Insecta; Hemiptera; Delphacidae
Gene: PSR
Product: bifunctional arginine demethylase and lysyl-hydroxylase PSR
Exons: 9
Coding region: 153-1313 (386 amino acids)
Biological process (GO): phagocytosis
Cellular component (GO): cytoplasm; nucleus
Molecular function (GO): histone H4R3 demethylase activity; P-TEFb complex binding
Source: RefSeq, a predicted model, not a curated record